UUUAUUAUUAUCGUGUGAUGCGCGUUUUUUAUGGUACAACUUCGUAUGAAAGGAGUUUCAGAAAUUCCUUGUCUACAGUAGAUCUCGUUUACCCAUAACUGAGCUUCGUAUUGGUUUAGAAUUUCAUUUUCUUAUGGAUUGUCCAAGGGAAACAUUAAACAAUCAAACUCACAGACUAAUGGUAGUUACAAUUACAAAAUACUGGAUCUGUGCGACGAAACAGAACUGGCGAUUGAAUGGUUUAUGCCAUUUCCAAUUAAACGCCAUCCUCAUCUAAAAGCGUCGAUAAAUUCCCAAAAAUUAGUCAAAAUUCCAAUCGACAUACGAGUAAAAAAUGAUACCGCGAAAGUUUUCAACAGUAUUUGUGUCCAUGAGCAUUACACAAUUUCGGAUCCGCUUCCGAUAUUGAAAGAGUCAACAUCAUCAGAAUUAGAUUACUUGCAACGUGUAGAAAACAUAAACAAUACAUUAAAUGACGUAGAAAAUUCUGACGAGUAUCGUGAAAUUAAUAUAAUAAAAAAUGACAAUUUGGAAUUCUUGGAUCAUAAGAAUAAUGAAAUGCAAGGAAUGAAAGAAGUAGAGGUCCUCCUUCCUUUGAAGAUUGAAUCCAAAUUACAAAAAGAAAUGAAUCAUAAUGGAUUUUUAAGAGAUAAUUCUACGCGAAUCAUUUUAAAUUCUGUGUCCGGAAGUGUAUUAGAAAGGAAUGAGCUUAAUAAACUUUCAAGGAAAUCAAAUCAGUUAUCAUCGAAUAACGAAAACUCGUACAAUACAGAUUAUUAUAAAAUAGAUAAUCUGUCACAAUCAAGAUCAUUAAAUAAUACUAAACAAGAGCAGUAAAUAUUUGAAUAAAAUGCAUAUCUCUUGUAAGCAAUAAUGGAAUUUUUUCUUUAAAUU
Centruroides sculpturatus (bark scorpion) is the source of this 894-nucleotide messenger RNA. RefSeq lists its product as uncharacterized. The coding region runs from base 244 to 837 and encodes 197 amino acids. The transcript has 3 exons. The record is from RefSeq and is a predicted model, not a curated record. Lineage: Eukaryota; Metazoa; Arthropoda; Arachnida; Scorpiones; Buthidae.